AUGGUCCUGCUUACUAUGACUCCCGGUAUCGUCCGGGCAGUCGCAAAAGCCAAAGACGUAUUCGCCGAUGAAUACGAAAAGCUCCAGCAUGCCGACGAGCCCUCGCUUGCGGAGCCCAAAGUCGGGAAUCCCAUCUCCCACAGCCAGUUGAUCGACCUGUCAAAGCUGCUGAAGAAGCAUGUCGAUAAAGACACCAAAGACGCUUCAGAAACCACAGAAGACACCCCAUCUCCCACCCCAACGACCCUCGCCGCCCUCCUGCACAACACAACAGUCUACAUCCCACCGCCUCCCCCCAAACCCACGCAAACCCCCGAAUACCACGCCCUGAUGGCCCGUCUGCGCGCCGAGCAAGAAGCCCUCUCCUACGAACGCAUGCUACACCCACCGCCAACACGCGAAUCCUUCUCGCAGCGCUUCCCCCGCGCCCCAGAACCAUUCUCGAUAGGAGCAACACAAACCACCAGCGAGGAAGAGGAGUUAUCUUACGAAGAAGUGCAUCGGCAGAUCAUUCUCAUCAUAAACAUCUUGGUCUCGGUUGUGUGUGUGGCAGUAUUCAUAUGGGUAGCAGCGCGACACUGGAGUGUAGGCAGUAGACUAGGACUGAGCAUGGGAGGAUCAUUGGGUAUCGCAGUUGCCGAGGUAGCUGUAUACAGCGGCUACGUGAGAAAGGUACGGGAAGCGAAACGCUUAGAAAAGAAGAAACCGGAGAUCAAGGAGAUUGUCAAGACAUGGGUGUUGGGCGAGGACGAUGACAAGGAGGGUGACGCGACUGGGUGGAAGGAGAAAGACGUGGAUGGAGUCAGGUUCAGAAAGGGCAAGCAUCGUUGA
Messenger RNA from Alternaria ethzedia, 831 nucleotides. RefSeq lists its product as uncharacterized. Gene Ontology annotation, cellular component: endomembrane system. Gene Ontology annotation, biological process: vacuolar proton-transporting V-type ATPase complex assembly. NCBI's taxonomy places the organism in Eukaryota, Fungi, Ascomycota, Dothideomycetes, Pleosporales, Pleosporaceae. The coding region runs from base 1 to 831 and encodes 276 amino acids. The record is from RefSeq and is a predicted model, not a curated record. The transcript has a single exon.